Messenger RNA from Puntigrus tetrazona (Sumatra barb), 1783 nucleotides. RefSeq names its product chromosome 6 C7orf57 homolog (gene c6h7orf57). Lineage: Eukaryota; Metazoa; Chordata; Actinopteri; Cypriniformes; Cyprinidae. The record is from RefSeq and is a predicted model, not a curated record. The coding region runs from base 236 to 910 and encodes 224 amino acids. The transcript is spliced from 8 exons.
AUGUGCAGUAUCGGUGAUCGCCGUUUUUAAAAUGUGCUCUGAUAAUUGGCUUGUCUUGUAUGAUGCUUGUGGUCCUGAUGCUGCUUUUGUUACUAGGCGACAAGGUUGACUCGCGAGCUAAACGAUAAACAGGAAAAUCCUAAGAGAAAUGGUUCAAAUAACGCAGUGUUUUAACACAUGAUAGGUUUAUUCUCUUUGAGCUAUCAAACCACCACUGACCAUUAAGACACCAGUCAUGGCUGCCGAGCUGCCCAACUACCGCCGGACAAAACCAGGUGUUAGGACAGCUAACCUUGCUAGUUCAAAUGGAGUGGUUGGACCCUCGUCACAGAUUCCCGGUUUAUCUGUGACCGCCGACACCACUCCUCAAGAAAGAACUAAAGGAAGGCGUGUAGGAAUUCAGGCCACUGACUCGGAUUAUGUUAAACUUGCAAAACAAGGAGGACAGAGGGGUUUGCUGAGGCACGAUGACCUUAUGGAAGCAAAACCUAAUAGCUCCUACAAACCCUCUAAUUGGUUCUCUGGCACACCUGAUGAACAAGACAGCAGCAGUGAAGCAACUACCCCUGAUGGAAACGGCAAAUCUAAAGGGGUCUUACAGCAACUGGACCCCCCUUUUGGAACUGAUAACUGUUCAGCCUGGGAUUCUGGUAAAAAAGUAAAUACUGAGAAUGCCAACCAUGCUGCAUCAGAGAUGCAGAAACUCUCCCUGAGCCAAAAAGAGAUCGUGGAAGCCAACAAGUUCAAAAAAAUUUCCCAUGAUAAGAAGGUGGCAGCUCCAGUGAAUAUGUCCAAACUUUUAAGUUUCGGUUAUGCUGAGGAAGAGAAUAAAUCUCUCAAUGAUGAUGAUGCUUCAAGCAUUACCUCUGAGCAGACCAGCACCCUUGCGCCAGAGGAUGAACUGGAAUAAAAAAAGAUGUCCCCUAAAACCCUCAUGAAUUGUUGUUCUCUCGUAUCCACUAGCUCCUUUGCAUCAACCACCCACUCUCUGCUUUAUGCAAAAAAAACACUUUUUAGUCAUCUGAUUGUUCUCAUUUUGCAUCUUUAUCUAAAUGACUUGUUUGUGUUAUGCUCACACAUCUAUGGUGCUUGUGAUCAGGAUAACUAUACCCCUAGAAGGAAGGAAUAUUUGUAAGUCCCUAAAUGAAAACUACAGGGUAUAUGCACCACAGAACACAUCUUAGAUGCAUUAAGCAUUGAUACCGAGGCGGAGCUGAUUUUUCAACAUUAUUUGAUUCAUUCUUCACUUGCACAUUAGCGAUCGUGGCACAAUAAUGUGCCGAAACCUUUAGAACACUAAAGAUAGCACACACGUAGACAGAUAGGACAUGCCUAUGCCACGUUAAAGAGCUGUUUCUCACACCUCUCACCGUUAAUGGACAUGACUGCAAACUCUUACUACACGACUCUCCAUGGCUGUUUCAUACAUCAUGUUUCUGGUUUGAACACUUCCGAGUGUUCUUACGGCCCAGUAGUUAGCUAGACGGAGCGCAUGAUGAGCACACAAGAAGGUUAGCUUGCAACGAAUGAUAAUAUGAAGUGAGGAGAUGCCGUUGGUAGGGAUUUGAGAACAGGAAGGGGGUUCAGGGAGUUCGCGAUUGUGAAUGUCUGUUGUUGUUAGUAAUGAUGUGAUAGUAAAUAAUACUCAGAAAUUCAGUUGUUUUGGUGUUCUACGCUGUAUAAUUUAAUGUUUAUUCCUUCUGAAAACAAUGUUUACACUUGCUGUCAGUUCAUAUCUAUAAAUGAUGACUGAAUAAAUUUGCAUGUGCAUAAAAUAUAAAAA